AAAAAUCAAAGUCCAAACAAAAAUCCUCUCCCAAUCUCGGCUUCACUCUUCUCAUGGACGCUCUCAUUGCUCAGCUUCAGAGACAAUUUCGUGAUUACACCAUUUCUCUCUACCAACAGGGUUUUUUGGAUGAUCAAUUUACUGAGUUGAAAAAGCUACAAGAUGAUGGAAGUCCUGAUUUUGUGGCUGAAGUGCUGACUCUUUUCUUUGAAGAUUGUGUGAAACUUAUCAGUAACAUGGCUAGAGCUUUGGACAAGACAACAGGAACUGUAGAUUUUAGUCAGGUAGGUGCUAGUGUGCAUCAAUUGAAGGGUAGUAGCUCAAGUGUUGGUGCCAAGAGGGUCAAAGCGUUGUGUGUUAGCUUCAAGGAAUAUUGUGAAGCUAAGAACUACGAAGGGUGUGUGAGAUGUCUGCAGCAAGUGGAUAUCGAGUACAAGGCGUUAAAGACAAAGCUUCAAGAUAUGUUCAAUGUUCAAUCAGAUGAAAGUUUUCAUCUUUGUAGUCAAAAUGUCUCGGAGUCUUCGUGUGUGUGGUUACUAGAGGAUUCAUUCUGGUGUUUGCUUUAUUUGAUAAGGAUUUUGAGGUCUUGCUUGGUUUCAAUGUCAAUAAAAGAACCAUCUUUUAUGACUGAGAUUGUUGAGGAUCGUGAGAAUGAGAUGGAUGAAGCUGCAACGAGCUUGGUUAUGUUUUCUGAACAAGUUUAUGACUUUGAUUUGCCUCCUAAUGAUGAUGAUGAAACCAAGGAUUUAGAUCAGCUCACACCUAUACAAGAGAAGAUCUUAGAUUGUGUUGAGUGGAUACUAGACUUGAGGGAAAUGAUUUCUCACUCGGGUUUCGAAAAGUCUACAACUUGCAGUGAUGUUGUUGCUGCUCAAGCAUUACCUAAAUUGCAGAGUAACUCAAGUCGUAAAUGCAUUAUAUGUGGCAAGAGUUUUGGGUGUUAUCAAGCUUUAGGUGGUCACCAAAGAGUUCACAGACCGAUUAGAGGGAAAUUAGUGCGUCAAAGGGAGUAUACUAAAGAUGAUAAUUCCUUGUUUGAGUCAUCAGAUGCUAAGAAGAUUGUUUCAAAACCAUCAAAAUUUGAAGUCUCUAAGGAGGAGAAGAUCUUAGAUUGUGUUGAGUCGAAACAAGAGUUCAGCGAACUGCUUCCUCGGAAAAGUAAGUCGCGGAAAAGACCUGAGAGUAGCUCCUGCUAUGAAUGUAAGAUAUGUGGAAAGAGUUUUGGGUGUUAUCAAGGUCUAGGUGGCCACACAAAACUUCACAGAUCGAUGAAAGGGCAAUUGGCGCGUACUCAAGAUGAUAAUUCACUGUUAGACUCAUUAGAAGCUAAGAAGAUUGUUUCACAACCAUCAAGCUUUGAAUUCUCUCCAGAGGAGAACAUCUUACAUUGUGUUGAGUUAAAACAAGACUUCGGUGGACUGCUUUCUCAUUCGGGUGCAUUUCCUUCUACUCUGAGAAGUAAAUUGCAGAGAAAAAAUCAGAGCAAAUCAAGCUAUGAUUGCAAAAUAUGUGGGAAGAGUUUUGUGUGUUCUCAAGCUCUAGGUAAUCACAAAAGAGUUCACAGACCGAUUAAAGGGAAAUUAGCGCGUAAAAGGAAGUACACUGAAGACUAUAAUCCACUGUCUGACUCAGUAGAAGCUAAGAAGAUUGUUUUGGAACCAUCAAUCUUUGAAGUCUCUCCGGAUGAGAAAAGCUUACAUUGUGUUGAGUUAAAACAAGACUUCGGUGAGCUGCUUGCUCACUCGGGUUUCGACAAGUCUAUUAGUUGCAGUAACACCAGGUUCAUUCCAUUACCUUCUUCCCCAAGAAGUAAAUCACACUCCAACAUAUCGAUCAAAGGGAAAUUUCCGCGUAAAAACGAGGAUACUGAAGAUGGUAAUUCACCCUUUGGCGUGAAUGACUCAGAAGCUAGCAAGUUUGCUUCACUAUCAUCAAGCUUUGAAAUCUAUCAGGAGAAGACCUUACAUUGUGUUGAGUCGAAACAAGAUUUCAGUGAACUGUUUUCUCACUCGGGUUUCGAUAAGUCUACUUGUUGAACAAUAAAGGAUAUGUUUGGAG
This is a messenger RNA of Arabidopsis arenosa, 2058 nucleotides long. The record is from the annotation of a GenBank genome assembly. Lineage: Eukaryota; Viridiplantae; Streptophyta; Magnoliopsida; Brassicales; Brassicaceae.